Molecule: messenger RNA, 490 nt
Organism: Molossus molossus (Pallas's mastiff bat)
Lineage: Eukaryota; Metazoa; Chordata; Mammalia; Chiroptera; Molossidae
Gene: S100A8
Product: S100 calcium binding protein A8
Exons: 3
Coding region: 149-418 (89 amino acids)
Biological process (GO): neutrophil chemotaxis; leukocyte migration involved in inflammatory response; response to lipopolysaccharide
Cellular component (GO): cytoplasm
Molecular function (GO): calcium ion binding
Source: RefSeq, a predicted model, not a curated record
GCAGCUGCCUCUGAGUGGCCUGAGGCCUGGGCAGCCGGCCAAGCCCAGCCACUAUAAAAGGGAGCGCCACUCAGCCCCAACAUCCUGUGAACUCUGUCAACUGUCAGCACGGUUUCAGGAAGACCUGGUGGGCAAAUCCUUGGGCAUCAUGCUGACGGAACUGGAGAGCGCCCUGAACAACUUCAUCGACAUCUACCACAAGUACUCCCAGGACAGAGGAAAUGUCCACGCCCUCUACAGGGACGAACUGAAGAGAUUGCUGGAGGCCGAGUGUCCUCAGUACAUAAAGAAAAAGGAUGCAGACACCUGGUUCAAAGAGUUGGAUAUCAAUAAAGAUAAUGCGAUCAACUUCGAGGAAUUCCUGGUACUGGUGAUAAAAGUGGGCGUGGCUUCCCAUGAAGACUUCCACAAGGAGUAGCAGGGCUGCUGGGCCUGGGGCUGGGCCCCUGGACUGGUCCCUGAACAAUAAUAAACUGGUUGAUACCUCUUA